Nematostella vectensis (starlet sea anemone) is the source of this 4542-nucleotide messenger RNA. RefSeq names its product frizzled-1. Gene Ontology annotation, molecular function: Wnt-protein binding; Wnt receptor activity. The record is from RefSeq and is a predicted model, not a curated record. The transcript has a single exon. Gene Ontology annotation, biological process: canonical Wnt signaling pathway; non-canonical Wnt signaling pathway. The coding region runs from base 842 to 2470 and encodes 542 amino acids. Gene Ontology annotation, cellular component: plasma membrane. Lineage: Eukaryota; Metazoa; Cnidaria; Anthozoa; Actiniaria; Edwardsiidae.
AUAUACACAGCGGGCAGGCGAGCCAUCUUACUUCAUUAUUUUACUACGGGUAUAAUGGCUAAGGCAGCGGCACUCUCUGACAAAUGAUUGAUAGCAAUACAUGGAGCGUGUCUACGACAAGAUUCGGAACUUUUUGAGUUCGAGAGAGUGUUGUGCAAGCUUAAUCGUGCUAAAAUGCAGAAGGUUUUAACCGAGUUGUUUAUACUCCAAGAAACAUGCAUUCUUAUCGCCUCUCAACCGGAACAGCGUAUUCUAAAUCAAUCCAGUGACAAAGGGAGGCGCAAAGGCGGCAGUGUUGUGUCCUGUUUGAUUAUCAUCUCCAUCAAAUUAGUCUCACACCGAGGUUUUGCGGCAAUAAAUCACAACAGAACGCAGCUAUCGUUUCACUAACGAUCUUACAAUAUGCUACUCGCUUGCCCUACAAAUACCUCUGUAUACACACUUUCGGCUAACAAGAUAAACUCUUGUCGGUUAGGGGUGAGUUUAAGCCAAUAAGGCAAGUUGUUUAUAGAUUUCUGAGCCUAAGAAAACGCACACCGUGGUAUGUAGGACCAAAAGGUUUGUAUUUCCGGUCACUCUUCACAUGGAGACGUUGUUUUAUUCGUCAUUAGAAUAACUGAUUGUAUUCUAACCAAUCAGAUUAUGUCUCACACAUCGCGAUGUCAAUUACGCUUGCCAAUCCACCAAUCAGCUAUCUCCCCUCCAAGCAUGCUAAUUACGUUUGGCAGAAGAUUCAGUGAAGUGUUGUCCCCUUCAACAUGGCAGCGUAAGUUGAUUGUCGAUAAAUUUCUCACUGCAAUUGUAAAGUGGCUUCGUCGUUCGUAGUUUAAUCGCCGGGAUUAUGCAUUUCAAGGUGAAAUCUAAUGUGUGGUUUGUAAUUGCCACGAUUCUGCUAUAUUUACGACCGUGUUUGCCGUUAAAGAGAUGCGAACCCGUCACCAUUCCUUUGUGCACGGGCCUUCAGUACAACAUGACGAUCUUUCCGAACACACUCAAACAUCGCACGCAAGAAGAGGCCGCCCUCGAGGUUCAUCAAUUCUUCCCCCUUGUCAAAGUAGACUGCUCCAAGGAUCUCGCGUUCUUCUUGUGUUCCGUGUACGCUCCCGUCUGCACAGUACUGGAGACUCCCUUGCCGCCUUGCCGGUCUCUGUGCUUGACCGUGCGAUCCGGUUGUGAGGGUUUGAUGAAACGAUUUGGCUUUACCUGGCCAGACUCUCUAUCUUGCGAGCGAUUCCCUAAACUUGGCGACGAGAUCUGUGUCGGAGAAAACACUACCACCCCUACAAGCGAUCAGGACGGGGGAAUAAACAACAACACAUAUCCCGAUGUUGAUAUGUCGACAAUGCGGUACCGCUGUCCCGAAAGUCAAAAGAUCCCUAACGAUCAAUAUACUUUUCACGGCGAGAAACGGUGCGCAGCGACAUGCAGAAAUGUCUUCUUCACAAAACGAGAGCGCGAAAUCGCACGUAUGUGGACUGGCAUUUGGGCAAUAUUAUGUGCCGUCUCGACAUUGUUCACCAUUUUGACUUUCCUAAUUGAUAUGCGCCGAUUUCGUUACCCAGAAAGGCCUAUAAUCUUUCUUUCGGGGUGCUAUUUUAUGGUUUCUAUCGCGUUUAUUACUGGCUAUGUGGCAGGGGACAAGAUCGCUUGCAAUGAGCCUAUCAAGAAGGGUUUUCCAAAGACGCUCGUGCAAGGUACCAAGCACGAAGGCUGCACGGUUAUUUUCAUGAUGCUGUAUUUCUUCAGCAUGGCGUCUUCCAUCUGGUGGGUUAUUUUGACGGUGACUUGGUUCUUAGCAGCAGGACUGAAGUGGGGACAAGAAGCUAUUGAAGCAAACUCACAGUUCUUCCAUCUAGCGGCGUGGGCAAUCCCCGCAGUCAAGACCAUUGCGAUUCUUUUGAUGACCAAAGUUGACGGAGACGAACUUAGCGGCGUCUGCUAUGUCGGGCUGUCAGAUGUUAGUGCACUUAGAGGCUACGUGCUCGCUCCGCUUUUCGUGUAUUUUAUCAUUGGAGCGACAUUUCUCUUGGCUGGGUUUAUCUCGUUGUUCCGCGUACGCUCUGUAUUAAAAGAUGAUUACUCGAAGCGCGAGAAGAUCGAAAAGCUCAUGAUACGCAUCGGUGUUUUCUCGAUCCUAUACACAGUGCCUGCACUCGUAGUCAUCGGGUGUCUCUACUACGAGCAGUCCAAUAGAGAACUUUGGGACAACUCUUGGAUAGAGGGCUGGAAGCGGCAGAAAAAGUGUACAGAGGUAGAGACAAAACUAAAAGGGGAGGUAUCAUGUCCUCCUUACCCCGUUCCGCUUCAGAAGCCAGAUUUUAUGGUGUUUAUGGUUAAAUAUCUUAUGUUCCUCAUCGUUGGAAUAACCUCUGGAUUUUGGAUUUGGUCGAGCAAAACCCUGAACUCCUGGAGAAGAUUCUACCGGAGAUUUAUACUAAGAGAGAAAGGCCGCCCGAACACCAGCGUAUGAUGUAUGAUUGCCGUUCGCGUGAGAGAAAGAUUAUAGAAAGAGACCAUUGAUCAUUCUCUACUGUACCGAAGUGUUAAAAUCUUCCAUUGACCGUUCACGUAUGACAAAAGGACACGUACAGAGGGCAAUUUCACACAUUAGAGAAAAUCCAUGCAGGCUAAAACGUCAAUAAACACUCCUAGAAAGUGAGAGGACGUUUAUACGUAAGCAAAUCGUGUCGGAUGGACAAAAUUUCGACUUUUAGGGCGGGACACACGCAGAGCGUUGGUCCCCAACAAUGCGUCAGUGUCGAGGACAAUGCAAUCACUGAAUUUUCACCCCAGUUCUGAUAUUUUAUUUGAUAAAGUGACACCUAGAUAACUUAAAAUCUGCUAAGCAAAGUAUAUAUAUUAUAUAUUUCCUUUCAGUUUAUAUUUUUGCUAAAGCGAAGUAUUUCGAGUAUAGAUAUAUGUAUUUUAUUCUCAUUCUCCUUAGGGAUCUGCAUUCGUAGUUAAGAACGAUCGCGCCAAAUUGCUAUUCAGUUUCAUUCGCUCGACAUCAGCGACGCCUAAUUCCUCCUAAUACCAAUUGAUACAAGGAUCUGUUAAACCGCAAGGGUUUUCUCAAUGCGGAUAAAAGUUUCUCCCUACUUGAUGCGUUAGUCUAUUGUGUGGUCGUGUGCCCAUGGGAAGCCAUGCCCUCUAGCCAUCUCCUUACUACAAAGGUGUAACAUUUCCUGAUCUUCCGCCUUGAAUGAUGGCACUGGAGUCUUAGGAUUUAAAAGAGAGAGGCUUCAACUUUGAAACACCCAAUACUAUUACCACAAUGGAAAUCAAAUUUGUCACAUUGGAGAUUUCCAAAGAAUGCCUUGUUUUAAUUUGCACUGUGCAUUUUCUUCGAUAAUCUGCACUGCUUUGUGGGUGUAAAUCAACGUUAUUUUUACAUGGAUCUUAUGGUUAAAUGAAAUCAGUAUACAAAUGAAAUAUAGUGUAGCUUAAAUAUGGAAUCUUGUUAUCUAAGAGAGCAUUAUGUAUUAAGCCACUAAUGGCAUUUGUCUAGUGUAUUUGCUUGUCUGCUAGAUUUAAUGUUUUAUAUUCAAGACGCUUUUAUUACACAAACAUAUUACCCUGCCUAUUGGUUCAGUUAAUCGAGAUUUUUUUUUUUUAAUUGUAUUGUUCUAAGAUCCAAGAAAGCAAAUUUCCCUCUUUCAUAUCAUGUGAAUGUGACUCACAUCUAUCACCUGUAGAUGGUGGCGUAUGUAUAACCUAAACAUCGCUGCUUGGAUAUGCAUGGCCUAUUAGAGAGAACUAUUGUAUCUACAAAACUAGGGUGUAGACAAAUGUAUUCUACAUCCUGUUUUGAAAAUAUGUCUGUCUGGUUUGACUAUCAAAAGAUGCACAAUUCUGAAAUACUGUAUUUUGAAAUUGUUUGGUACUGGCUUAGCAUGUGCUUUUAUGUUGAGUGCUCUGUUAGUUUGCACUAGUGACUGUUAUACACUUUUAAGUAUUUUACCAGAUGCUGUCAUUUUUUAUAGCACAGAGAGCUUGCCAAAUGUCAGUAAACAUGCUAUUGAAGCUAAAUACACAAUUGGAUGUGAGAACAAAUACGCAUUAUUAAUUAUAUACAAGUUUCAUAAACUUGAUUACAAACUUUUUAAGAUGAUUUAAAUUUUGGGUUGAAAAUAGACAUUGGUAACUUCUUAAUUAUAAUUGUGAUAUCACAGUGAUCUUUCAUUAGAUUAUAAUGAAGUCAGUUGUGAAUCCAAGCUUGUAUUAUAGAAUUGUAUAUAUGUUAGAAAGACAGUCAUCUCUAGCUGUUUUUCUAUGCCUAUUUCUAGCCUGCAAAGCAAUGAUUCAGAAACAAUCCAGCCAUAUGGACAAUCUUUAUCUUUUCUUUGGCAAUUGUGUUUGUGCAGCCAUACAAUUAUCUACUUAAAAGAGAUGAGCUGAAAUCUAAUAGUUACUAAUUUUUAUAACAAAAAAAAGUUAAAAACAUGAGAAAGAUAUGUAGUAUAUUUAUCAUGCAAUAAUUCAUGCUUUUGUAUAUCCUUUACCAUGCUUAGUUGAUAAGAAGACCUUUUGAUUCUGCCUUGA